AUGGCUGAAAACACUUUUCCCGUGUUCAGUGUUGAUGCUUUAGUUCAUUUCUUUAGAACAGAAGUUUUAACAGGACAAGAAUCAAAACACUUCAGCAAGAGUGACCUGGUCCCGACGCCCAAGCCAGAGGUCAUUCAGACGUUAUACAUGAGAGUCCUGCACCUGCUGUUCCGCUUCAAGCCCGAGUGUCACUCCAUGGUGCCUCUGCAGGCGAACAUCCAGUACCCCCAGUAUCAGGAGGGGGUCCUCUCCAUCGUCAGCGUCUUCAUCCGAAUGCGACAGUUUCUGCCCAUGUGCCUCUUCUUUGACUUCUCCAUGAGUGAUCUUCUGUCUCCGAAGAAGCCCAGGACCCUGACCAUCCUGAGCGCCAUCAUGAACUUCCUCCAGUUCCGGAUGCUGAAGAUGGAGCUGCUGCUGGAGAAACAGUCCAAGUUUAGAGAAGACCGAGACCGACUGCAAACAAUAGUGAGAUUAAACAAAGAAGCAGAGAAGAAGGUGUCCGUCCUCACGACCAUCCCCCCGGAGCAGCAGGCUGAGGCUGAUGAACUGUGUGCAGCUCUGUCUGAGCUUCACGCCACCACAGUCCAGGAAUACCAGGAAGUGAACAUGAAGAACGACACCAUCGCUGAGUGGAAAACCAAAAUCGCAGAGAAAACUCAGAAACUGGCCCAACUGAAGGUGGAGAUCACGAACCUGAAGGAGGACAUCGCCAAACUGCGGUCUCAGAUCGUGGAGUCUCCAGAAGAGUUCAAGAGUCAGAUGGAAAAGAUGAGAGAGAACGUCAAGAACAUCAAAGCAGCCAUCGUAAGACUGUAG
Knipowitschia caucasica is the source of this 816-nucleotide messenger RNA. The record is from the annotation of a GenBank genome assembly. NCBI's taxonomy places the organism in Eukaryota, Metazoa, Chordata, Actinopteri, Gobiiformes, Gobiidae.